This is a messenger RNA of Biomphalaria glabrata, 4402 nucleotides long. RefSeq lists its product as uncharacterized. The record is from RefSeq and is a predicted model, not a curated record. The transcript has 3 exons. NCBI's taxonomy places the organism in Eukaryota, Metazoa, Mollusca, Gastropoda, Planorbidae. Bases 357 to 1193 code for a protein of 278 amino acids.
AAGGGGGAAAACAUGGGAUAAUGAAAUAGUCCAACCCCCAGAAGGUAGAAUGACGACUCAGUCUGCACGACACACCUGGUUCAAACGUUGACGGGUCGAUUAGUCGUCUGCUCAGAUCUCAUGGAACAGUGCCGCACUGGUUUUUGUUGCUUUUUUUUUAUUUGAAGGAUAUAUUAUAAACAUUGAUGCGAGAAUUCUGGGAAGUCAUUCUUGUGUCUCUUCGGGUUUCUUUGGAUAAAAUCGUCUCGAUGUAAAUGGACUUGGAGUUAACCCUAAACCUUUGAACUGAGUGGAUUUCGAACGAUUGGAUGUAGUUUCUACCAACGCCUGUAUGGUCGAGCUUGAAACAGGGCAUAAUGGAGGCGUCCUUGCUGGCCAUAAUACUGAGUGUUGGAAUGCCUCUUAUGGUCCUGAGUGAGAUUAUUGCAUGGAAGCUGUCGCCGAAAUGGUCAAAAAGGGAAUCUGUGAUCAAACGAAAAACUGUCGCCUCCACCAUCGUCUUUGAUCCUUUAGUGUCCGCCAUAGUCUGCCCACUGACUGCUGACCUAUACUCGUCUGUACACGUGAUGGAGUGUGACCCUUCCUUCGUCGUCAGCAUCGUCGCGGUCAUGACUUUACUUUACGUCUCCGCCCUUAUCGUUUGCUUCCGCCUCUUGGCCAUCAUGUCGCCGAGGUCCAAGUCGGAAGUGGACACCAACGAGGUCACCGCCAGCUUCUGCCUGUCCGUUGCCGUGAACGCCCUGCUGACGUGGGUGGUCCUGUCUCUGCUGCAGCCGUCCCGCAUGGACGCCGUCGUCUACGACUCCGAGGCGUGCCUGGUUAGCGUCAGGCAGAAGUCGUCCAUCUUCAUCUUCGUCAUGUGCAUGGCCAUUCAGAUGGUACACGUUCUGUUCUACGCUUGCCUGAGCAACUCGGUGGUGGGGAAGUACAAACGUGAGCUGUACGCCGAUGAGGCUCAGGCCGACGAGCUGGAAGAUACGGACAGACGGUCAAUCUUGAUCUACACAUUAGCCUCUCUAUUUAGCCUGGUUAUGACCAACUUACUACGUAUGUGUUUUACCCAUUGCUCGUGUCAACAUUUUCUUCUGUUAGCCAAUGGUCUCUAUUUGACCAACUGGGUUAUAGCCUUUAAGCUUCCUCUCUCAGGAUUCAUUUAUUUUCUGGUCAACAAAUUUGUCCUACGGACGAGCUGAACAAAAGCUCUGCGAUGCCUACACAUGGAAUUAUGUACUAUUCUGUUACUUGAUUAAAACAGGUCUUUUUUUUUAAAUGAGGCAAUCAGAUCUAAGCUUGCCUCAGACCAGGUUGUAAGAUGCGCUAAUUUGUACGCAUUCUAAAAAUAUGAAAAUCAGUCUAUAGCAUUUGCCCAUUGGCAACAAUCUAUAGCACUUGUCAAUAGAGAUUCUGUUUGGAAAGUAAAUAAAUCCAUUUGUUCUGUGGUGUAAAAAUGGCAGGCAAACUUUUCCCCAUCGACUUGAUCUAUUCUUGUUCAUAUCUAUCUAGUUUGUUACAAAUAUCCCAGGUCAGUCAACAAUUAUUUUUUUCUGCCAACCUGAAACCAAAGCAAUAGAAAAAAAAAGUAUGGAAGUAAAAAAAAAAUGUGGUCAAAAUAUCAGGGAAGUAUUAUCCUAUUUUUUUUUCAUCUUUCAUAAGACUUGAAAGAAUAAUGAGAGUAAUUCAGAUGUUUUGUUUUUUUUUAUGAGCGUAUAUUUCAUGGCUGUAUGAUUGAAACGUUGCUGACGGAGGAUAAACUGCAGCUGCAACUUUUUUUAUGUAGACUUGACAAUCAAACAAAGAAAAAAUCCAAAUCUGUCGGAAAAUUCUUUUUAAAAAGUGGAUAAUUGAUUCAAGCAAACAAAAUGUGUUUAUUUUAAUUUUGUGUAUUUCAUUAUUUUUUUUUUUACUUGAUUGGUCUUCAUUAUUAUACCAUGGAUGUAUGGUAAACAAAGACGAGGACAUGCGUGAUAUAACUGUUUAGUAGUGAAAGCUGUUUGUAACAUUGGAAUGAGAUCAGAAUUGACUUCAUCUGAUUCAUUCCUGGAAAUAGCAUCUCGUAUUUCAUGAUUGUGUUGUUUUCAUAAGUUUCAAAAGCAAAAGUACACAAAAUAUAUUUAUAUCGUCUCUUACUUUGACUUCUAUGCAUUUUAUAAGCCUGCAAAUGUUAACAGAUUUCUAUUUCUACCUUUUUUUUCCCCACAACAUUGUUUUCUGUUGUUACAAAGCGAAGUUUCAUGCAAUCUUACAGGAUGUAAGGCUCAAGCCUACUAGCGCAGAUAAGACGAGGACCAAACUUGUGUCCGGCCUGGGAUGAGGGGAUCUCACCAUUAUUUUCAGUAGGACACACCCUAGCGCUAAUAAAUAAAGUUAUAAAAGAGUCCUUAAAGCAGUGUUUCUUAAACUUACUAAUACUGUCCCUCCUCCAAAAAAAAAUGUUCACCACCCCAAACCCUAUUCUGGGAUCUGGAGGAGCGCUGUAAGCUUCCACAGUGGGGUAAGGAAUGGUUCUUAGAACGUACCGUAAAGGAAACUUACAGACAUAUUAUAGCACGAUUUUUUUUGCAAGUUUCUUUACAAAUAUAAAUAAAUACAUAUAAUAUGUUUUGACUUCAAAUGUACUUAAUGAAUGUUCAUUGAAGUAAUUCCAUUAAUUCUUUUUUUUUUACAGAAAUGUUUCAUAGAUAUAUUGUAAGUGUUUUGUAUUCUAGAAAAAUCUUUCAGGACAUCAUACAGAAGAGGCAGAGAAGGUUCCCUUUUCAGCCAGCAAGAUGUCUUGGGUAACGCUGCAAGGUUUUCCGGAGCGGAGACCGGCACAAAACGUUUUAUGCCUUCCUAGCUUUAAACAUUCCUUCUCUUGGCGUUUACAACGUAGGACUAGUGCUAAAAAAACCCAAUCAUGUUCCUUCUUCCCUAGUGCUAUUAGAGCAUGGAAUGAGUUGCCUGAGUCAGAAUUUAAGACAUCGGUUAACAUGCAUGACUAGAUGCAUGAUGCGUAGGACGUAAUCAUCUUUUUUUUUUGAAGUAACGUCUGUAUAAUAUAAGAUAAGAAAAACAACAACAACAACAACAUUAGAUUUAAAAGGAAUGGGACCGGCCAUUACGCAUAUCAAAUUAAAUGUAAUUAAGACGAAUCAAAUUAAAUCUAAUUAAGACGGACGUAGCAAUGGUCAAUGCUAUUAUGCGAGGGACAUUCGAUGUACAUAUGUAGCUCAUGUACGUCUGUAACAGACGUGAUCGUAGUAAGCUCGUCUUUAAGUAAGACGUCUUGUCACGGAACUUUUUUUUUUUUUUUUUUUUUUGAGAAACGCUGUCUUAGGGUUUCAUUUUUUUUUUCUUUUUGGCGUGCUGUUUUGAUCAGGCUGGAUGUACUUGGCCCAUAGCAUGCGAGUGUUAAGAUGGUUCUCUCCCUUUCUUCCUGCAGGAGAUCUCUUCGGCCUGACAUAGCCCAUAGUGUCCAGCCACUCCCACAAAUCUACCUUAAAUACGGGAUUUAAAACAGGGCUCUCUCUCUAUUCGUAAUAAUGGGCCUAAAGCAGAGGUUCUCACACUUUUUCAGUUCAUUAUUAUUAAUUAAGCUGAUUUUUUAAAAAUAUAAACUAUUUUUUUUUUUUGUGGAUAAGAUUUAGUAUAAAUGAAUCAAGUCUCACCACAUGAUAGAAACCAAUUUUUAUAAACAAAGAAAAAAGCUGUAGUGUGGUGUGUUUAUGUGGGAUAUAUAACUUGUGCGUAUGUGAGCCUAACUAUCCUUCCUUUCAAAAGUUUGCAUUUCAUUCGUUCUGCAAAGAAUUCACUGACAUGAUUUUGGCGCCAUUAGAAGAGCGGCUUCUCAAAUGACCUCGUUCUUUCUCAUUACCCAGCAACUCAUGUCAUUAUAUGCCUUAUUAAAACGUUGGUAACGUUCGCGUGUGGGCUGCUGCCCGAUGUAUGCUAUGUUUGUGUUUUCUGUGACAUUUCCAUCUAUGCAUUACUAGCAACUUUAUCCCGUCCAAAACAAAAUCUAAUUAUAAGCUCAAGUUGUUGUGGUUGCUUUAAAUCUUACAAAUGUGAUGUUUUGGAAUCUGAUCCUGUCCACAGUAACGCUAAAAAGUUGUAUUUACACUGGUGCUUGUAGCUCGUGUAUGUCUAACCACUAAUUUUGAACAUUUCAACUUUGCGCCAAAUGUUUUUCUGUAUAUUAGUACUUCUUCUUGACAUUCCAUUUAAAUUGAUGUGAAUAAUCAACUGUUUAUUAGAGAAAUAUUUAUAUUUGUGAUAAAGAUUGUAUUUUGGUCUUUAUUGACACGGCUAUAGAAGCCAGUGCUUCAAUGUAGAGCUGUUUUGUUUUUCUUUGUUUUUUUUUUCUUUCUGUUUUUAUGAAUGCUACAAAUUAUUGAGUUGUUCAUUGAAAUAAAGAAAUCAAAACUGA